Messenger RNA from Suricata suricatta (meerkat), 3346 nucleotides. RefSeq names its product dorsal inhibitory axon guidance protein (gene DRAXIN). Gene Ontology annotation, biological process: axon guidance; Wnt signaling pathway. The transcript has 7 exons. The record is from RefSeq and is a predicted model, not a curated record. NCBI's taxonomy places the organism in Eukaryota, Metazoa, Chordata, Mammalia, Carnivora, Herpestidae. Gene Ontology annotation, cellular component: extracellular region. Bases 203 to 1249 code for a protein of 348 amino acids.
UCGCUUUGGGAAGCGUUGGGAGGGAGCGGAUAGGUGUUGCUGGUGAGGACCAGGUGGAGGGUACAGCUGGGGACUUAGAGACAGCGACACCUACUGCUAGCUGCAGAGUCACCAUCCCCGGACCUCAGCUGCCCAACCGAAAGAGAAUCCGCCGGCUCCGGGGCGGGGACAGAGGAAGACGGGUAGCACCAGACCAGAGCUCAUGGCUAGGCCCAGAACCCGCAUUGUCCCCAUGCUGUUCCUCGCCCUCCUGGUGCUCUUGGAGCUGAGCCUGGGAGGCUCCCUGGGACCUGGAAGCCCAGCUCGGAACCUUCCUGAGAAUCACAUCGACCUUCAGGGCCCGGCACUGUGGAUGCCUCAGACCAGCCACCACCGCCGGCGGGGCCUGGGCAAGAAGGAGCAGGGCCCAGGCAUGCCUGGCCGGGCCCAGGACGGGGCUGUGGUCACCACCACCAGGCAGGCCUCCAGGCUGCCAGGGGCAGGGGAGCUGCUGCCUGGGCAGAGUCCUGCAGGCCGCCUGGAGGACAAGGCCCUGCCCCUGGGGCUGGCGCUGCCCUACCCAGAGAAGGAGAACCGGUCUCCCGGGUCAGAGAGAGUCAAGAAACGCGGCAAGGAGUUCAAGAGACGCAGGGAAAGGUUGAAACUGCACAGAGGCCGAGCCUUGGUCCGCGGGCCCAGCUCCCUGAUGAAGAAGGCAGAGCCCCCUGAAGACGAGGCGCAGGAUGCCACGAUGGAGGGAUCCUCCAGCAGCCUGGCCCCCACCAUACUCUACCUAACCACCUUCGAGACAGCACCUGCCACAGAAGAGUCCCUGAUCCUGCCUGUCACAUCCCUGUGGCCCCAGGCUCAGCCCAGGCCUGAUGGGGAGGUGAUGCCCACACUGGACAUGGCUUUGUUCGACUGGACUGAUUAUGAAGACUUAAAACCUGAGGUCUGGCCGUCCACAAAGAAGAAAGAGAAAUACAGGGGUAAACUCUCCAGCGACGGUAAUGAAACAUCACCUGCUGAAGGCGAGCCGUGUGACCAUCAUCAAGACUGCCUACCAGGGAGCUGCUGUGACCUCCGGGAGCACCUCUGCACACCCCACAACCGCGGCCUCAACAACAAAUGCUUUGAUGAUUGCAUGUGCAUGGAAGGGCUGCGCUGCUAUGCCAAAUUCCACCGGAACCGCAGGGUCACCCGGAGGAAGGGGCGCUGCGUGGAGCCGGAGACGGCCAACGGCGACCAGGGAUCCUUCAUCAACGUCUAGCGGCUCCGCGCCAGGCGCCUCCCCGCCGGCCUGGGGACUGCGCGCCGAGGUUUGGAGAAGCCGGGCAAUUCGUUUAGAGCUAGCAGUGCGAGAUCAGAUGGGGACUAGAUGAUCGAGGCUGCAGGCGCAAGCCCAGGACACUCCGCCCUGGGAAGGGAGCCCUGGGCGAACUGCCCCCGCCCAGGGGCCGAGCUGCGGGACACCUGCGCCCACCUCCCGGCCCUCGGAGACCACACUAGACCUCCACGGCCCCGGGAGACCGGGCGUUCCGCGAUGGCAAUGUCGAGAGCGCCCUCUGCUGCCCGUAAAGGGGAAACUCCCAGAGCAUCAAGUAGAGGAACGCGGAAACACCCCUUAUGUACCCGGCACUGCAUUCUCUCUUAGUUAUCACAAUGACCUUUCAGAGUGGGCAUUAUCACCGCUUCAGGGGUGAGGAAAACCGAGGCAGUGUGAGUUAUGACUGGUCCAGGGUCCCAGAUCAAUGCUCCUCAAAGCUGAACCUGUGGUUAAGAAUCCGGUGAGAUCUGAAACGCAGAUUCUUGCUCCCUCGCUUCUGCAUUUUUAACAAGCUUCCGGGGACAUGCUGCUGGCGGGGACCCCACUGAGAGCACCCAGGUCCUAGGGAGUAAAUGCCAGAGCCAGGAUCUGAACCUGGGCCAGGCCUGUCGGGUUCUCCAUAACCAAGGACUUAUACCAGGUUCUCCGUGGCUUUCAGUGAGAAAGAAGCAUUUCCCGGUAGUUCCCUUUUCUUUGAUGAAGUCUCUGCAAAAAUUGACUGUUCUCUUCCUUCCCUGGAGAAAGUGUAUCAUCUUGAAAAACAAAACAUGCGUUAAGCUCCCGCUUGCUGGUAAGGCAUGAUGUGAAAAGACUGGCUGUUGCCCUCUGGGAGCUGGUAUUCUGAGUUAUGAUGUGUUCUGGGGAAUGAGGCUGCGUGUCCCAGCACAUGUGCUUUGACGUUGCCCUGAUAGCUUCUUAAGCUUCUGUGGUUCGUGCCCUUUGAGAAUCGAAUGCCGAUAUGGACUCAAGAAAUGCACACGUUGUGCACAGUGCACCCGUUUUGCAUGCUGCCUCGGUGAUUUUCAGGCCUCCCACAGACCAUCUCUAGACCCCCCACACCACACUGCUGCAGCAGAGCCUACUGAGGAGUUGGGGCACCUCUGAGGUCUAGGUGCUAUCUGAAAUUACCUGCCCCCCCAUAGCUAGACCCACGAUGCCCACCCAGAACACCUCUCCCAGCAGAUCUGGCUCUAGGGGCCCCUUAAAUCCCCCCUCCACACGCGUGGCACCUCACCCCUGCUCAGCCCUCCGGUCCAGGGCAAACCAGGUUGCACAUGACAAAAGCCUUCCCUGUCCAAAUUCCGUGCUGGCCUGAACACCUGCCCAGGGACCACACCCACGAUGCCAGGGCUGUUUACUCCAUUGGGAAAAUCAGUCAAGGUCAGGGGUCUGGCACCAACCAGAGCAGACAGAUCUAGGAGAAACCAAAUAUCCUUGCUCAUUUCUCCCUUUUCAAGUUCUAUGGGCACGGGGACCGUGGGCGUGGGGGUGGGGCAGGGGAACGGAACGAGAUCAAAGCCGGCUCUUUGGAAAUCAAAUCCACCAGCAGUUUUGUCUACGACCAGUCAGUGCCCAUGCUGUGUGGCUUCACUUGGGGUGGCUGAUCUGAGAUUGUGAUUGGACCCUAAGCGGGCGGCCACAGGCAGGAACCACAGCAUCGCUUAUGUCUGGGAGCCAACAGGAAGGCCUGGGGACAUCAGCAGUGGAAAACACAGAAGGUCCCACGGAACUAUCCCUGUCUACUAGGGGACCUCCACGUUGGAAAUUCAGAGUCUAGCUCUUUGCCCUAGCUACCUCCACGCCGUGGUUGCAAAGGUGGUCGGUGGGUGCAAAGCUCCUAAUGCCAGAGUUAGGGAUCCCAGAGCCCCCUCAGUGUUUAACAAACCUCUUUGCCAGGAAGUUCUUCCUUAGGUCUAUCUUACAUUUCUUUCGCUGGCACAGAAGUCAGUUCUCCGUAAUCCAGGAUUCAGCAAACUUUUACCAUAGAGGGCAGUUAAAUAUGUUAGGCUGUGUUCCAAUAAAACAAUUAAUGGAUGCUGA